Rhipicephalus microplus (southern cattle tick) is the source of this 3135-nucleotide messenger RNA. RefSeq names its product PDZ_signaling and DUF4749 domain-containing protein Zasp66 (gene Zasp66). The record is from RefSeq and is a predicted model, not a curated record. NCBI's taxonomy places the organism in Eukaryota, Metazoa, Arthropoda, Arachnida, Ixodida, Ixodidae. Gene Ontology annotation, biological process: muscle structure development; actin cytoskeleton organization. Gene Ontology annotation, cellular component: adherens junction; stress fiber; filamentous actin. Gene Ontology annotation, molecular function: muscle alpha-actinin binding; actin binding.
GAGCGCGGCCCUGGCGUACCAGAAGGGGGUUUUCGCUGGCCCUACGUAGCUGGCUCCCGAGUUCGACUCCGACGCCGCGAGACGCGAAGUAGCGAAGAGGUGGUGACGAGACGACCGAACGACCUCAGCCAAACAACCAGACCCCGUGUCAUCAUCGGCCCGUGUGAAAGCGAAACCGUCGCGACAAGUGUGGUAAAAAAGCCGAAGUCCCCCCCUCGAUAAGCAGCUGAAACCAUGAGUUACCAGAAGGGAGGCGUCCUGACCGUCAGCCUACGGCGAGACUUUAGCGCCACGCCGUGGGGGUUCCGACUUCAGGGUGGCUUCGACCUCAACGCCCCUCUCACCAUCCAGAGGGUGUUUCUGGGAAGUCCUUCCGAGGGCGAGCUGCACCGCGGUGACAUGGUGCUCAAGAUCGGUGACCGUGACACGUCCCGCAUGACCCACAACGAGGCGACCGAACUUAUCCGAAACAGCGGCAACAACCUGAACCUGGUCGUGAACAGGAGUCCUGGGCCUCACUCGCCGGCCUCAACCCCGACGACGCCCAAGCCUGCCGGCAUGGUGUCCGGCGGCCACCCUCUGGCCGGCGCCACGUACCGGCCCGCGGGACCGCCGGCCUAUGUGUCGCCCCAGAGCCCCGGCAUCACCAUUACGACGCAAAACGUCACGGUGCCGGCGUCAGGCCCACACCAGGAUGGCCAGUACCAAUACGAGCUGCGCCAGGGAUUCCUGGUGCCCGAGCCACUAGUCGAAAACAAGAUAGACGCGCUCAAGGAACAGGCCAAGAUUACCAACCAGACAUACAGGACAACUCCCCUGAUCACACCGUCCGCGAAGCCGCGGCGUGAUGUGACCAUCGGAUCGUACCUGCGGCACGUGAAAGAGCCUUACUUCACCACCAUGAAGAUGCCCGUCGACAGCCUGAACAAUCCUGAAGCAAUCGCCAAGAAGGUGCAGGAGACGGUGAACCAGGCGGCGUCCGGCAGUAACUCGCCGUGUUUCGGCCUGCCGGCCUCUGUGGCCACCAGCGGUGGCAGCGGCGGGCGCGUCACUCCAGGAGCGGAUGGGCCCAAAGUCGUGCACAACUUGUACAACUCGCCCAUUCAUCUCUACUCAACCCAGAACGUGGCCGACACGCUGGCCGCACAGACGGGCCUCAAGGUCGGUCAGGGCAACCUCCAGCCAUCUGGAACCGCCAGCCCUCAACAGCAGCAGCACUCACCGCGGAGCGUGGGCAGUGCUGGCAGUGGUACAGGCAUGGUCAAGCCUGGCACCAAGCUGAGUAGCGCAGCCGACAUCACUAUGUCACCCACCUACCAGAUGAUCCAUGGCGAGGAGUGGCGCGACAUACGCAAAAGCGAUCUCCAGGAGCACCGGCCAGUCCAGAAUCAGUUGUAUGCUGUGCAGCCGGACUAUGGCAAUGCGAUUAACGCGUUCGGCGCACCCAAGGGACGCAUCCAGCAGUCCAACAGCUUCAAGACUAUCAUGUCCACUGUCAUGACACCAAAGCUGCUCUAGAGCAACUACCUUUGAUGUAUGCUCCUGUACACGAACUCACGUUCACAGAGCCACACAAGGUUAGAGAAGGUCAAUGUGAAUGUGCUUUUUUACUUUCUUUUUUUGUCCAGCAAAAUGUGUGAGUCUUUACAAACUUGAGUUCGUCUACGAAACCCCGUUACAGGAGUGCCUUUAACCUUCAAGAUUGCACAAACAAGCUGGCGAGGUCACUGUUGAAAGCCCAAUGUUGUGAUGCACACGAGGUCCAGAGGCACCAAGAAACAAAUGCUUACACAGUGUCCUCCAGCUGGAAAGAGGCAAUUCGCAACAAUUUUGUGCAGGUCCUUUCAUUCAGGUGACGUAGUUAAAGCCAUUUGUGCCAAACGAUUGCAGUUUCACGAUUGAAGGUACCAAAAGAAACAAUUGUGAUCUGUGAUCCUCAAGACAACUUCAAAUUAAAACUUGCAAGAGAGCUAAUGUAUACAAUGAAUUAGUGUUUCUGGAUAUCCAAGAUGCCAUCAAACAUCAGUAAUGUAAAGCCAGCACGUAAGUGCAGUGUUAUUAAAAUGCCAAAUUUUUAUGAUUUUGUUUAAAGGUAAUAAAGACAGCUGUGAAAAUAAUGGCAUGUAAACUCACUGCAAAUACAAGAGGUUAGCCACUUAGUUCGGAUUGUCAAAAUAGUGAAUAUACAGCUCAUUUCCCCACAAACCCUGAAUCUCUCUGUUGCUUUCAAAGAAGAAAAAUGGUUUGCAAACAAGCUUCAGCCCAGCAAAUUAAUGGUCCAUGCUGCCAAAAUAGUGCUUCUGAGCUUGUAGAGGUUCAGUGUUUGUUGUGGCAUGUUGCAUACAACAUGCUACUAUAACUGACUACUAAGAUAAGAUUGAGAACCAAAUCGGUUCAAGACCGAUGAGCUAAAAAAUUCAAAGGGUCAUAACCACACAUCAGCUACACUGACCAUCAUUGUAUCUCGCUCCAAGACAAUUGUGCUUGUUGGUGAUUGUGGAUGCUAAUGUUUUCUUGCUUUGGAAGGAAUGCCAUAUAAGAGUUCAAUGCUUUUGCGUUGCGCUGGGUGUCCGAUAGUAGGGUAGUUCACAAGGAUGCCCUUUCAUUUCUUACAAUAUACCGAUUCUCUAUAUUUUCUUUUGAGUGAGACAUUUUUUCCUGGACACCACACAUAGAGAAGUGCUUCUGCAGUAAGGCACAAUAUGGCAGGUUUACUUUUUAUUCUGCUUGCAAUUUUUCUCUUUGCUGCAAAUGUCAUACGAUUGUUUCCCUGUCAUCCAAUCCUUCUGUUGGCAAAUAUUCAUUUGAAUGGCCUUCUCAAAUGUGCACUGAUAUAGUAGAGUAUACACUGACAAACUAUCCAUCAAAAGAACCAGUUGAAGUUGAACAAGAUCCCUCGGUGCAUACCAAGGCACACAUACAUAUUGCAUUUUUGAGGAAAAAAAGUGUGAUACCAAUGCUGCUAUGGCUUGACAUAAGAAAUGAUAUGGCUUGACUUCUAAGAAACAAACUAUCUAUAAAGCGUGGAAGUGUCAUGUAGUAGCUUAAUUACACACAGCAAUGGAAUGUUCAGCUGUACGCAGGUUUAUUUGUCACUGUACAGUAACUUAUUGAAAUAAAUCUCUUACAAACCAA